This is a messenger RNA of Aptenodytes forsteri (emperor penguin), 367 nucleotides long. Its product is annotated as glutaminyl-peptide cyclotransferase-like protein. The transcript has 2 exons. The record is from RefSeq and is a predicted model, not a curated record. Bases 1 to 363 code for a protein of 120 amino acids. Lineage: Eukaryota; Metazoa; Chordata; Aves; Sphenisciformes; Spheniscidae. Gene Ontology annotation, molecular function: glutaminyl-peptide cyclotransferase activity; zinc ion binding.
AUGGAAACGGGGACAGGAUGGGGACAAGGGGCUGGGCUGGGGACGGGGAGGCGGCUGGGGGUGUCACAGAAGGUUCUGCCCCGCCGUGUCCCCGGCGCAGAGCAGCGGCUGCGGCGCCUGGGGCUGCUGCUCACCGCCCCCCGGGACCAGCCCUUCUUCCGCCUCAGCCCGGCCCCGGGACCCGUCGAGGACGACCACGUCCCCUUCCUCCAGCGAGGUGUCCCCGUGCUGCACCUUAUCCCCACGCCCUUCCCGCCCGUGUGGCACACCCUCGAGGACACCGAGGACAACCUGCACCCCCCAACCAUGGCGGACCUGUGCAAGAUCCUGGUCGCCUUCGUGGCCGAGUUCCUGCAGCUCUGAGCAC